Molecule: messenger RNA, 2602 nt
Organism: Acomys russatus (golden spiny mouse)
Lineage: Eukaryota; Metazoa; Chordata; Mammalia; Rodentia; Muridae
Gene: Kif3a
Product: kinesin family member 3A
Exons: 18
Coding region: 138-2345 (735 amino acids)
Biological process (GO): microtubule-based movement
Molecular function (GO): microtubule binding; microtubule motor activity; ATP binding
Source: RefSeq, a predicted model, not a curated record
UCUCUGUCGCUGAGCGAGCCGCAGUCUGUGGAGCACUAAGGUGUUUCGGUCUCCUGCGGCCAGCCUCACCCGCAACCCCGGCGUUGUUGGGCUGCAACCCGAGCCGGGACGUUGGCGGAGUACGGGACUCAGCCACCAUGCCGAUCAAUAAGUCUGAGAAGCCAGAAAGCUGCGAUAAUGUGAAGGUUGUUGUUAGGUGCCGGCCUCUCAAUGAAAGAGAGAAAUCAAUGUGCUACAGACAGGCCGUCAGCGUGGAUGAGAUGAGGGGCACCAUCACCGUCCAUAAGACUGAUUCUUCCAACGAACCUCCAAAGACAUUUACUUUUGAUACUGUUUUUGGACCAGAAAGUAAACAACUUGAUGUAUAUAACUUAACUGCAAGACCUAUUAUUGAUUCUGUUCUGGAAGGCUACAAUGGGACCAUUUUUGCAUAUGGACAGACCGGGACAGGCAAGACUUUCACCAUGGAAGGUGUUCGAGCAGUGCCUGGGCUCAGAGGGGUCAUCCCCAACUCAUUUGCUCACAUAUUUGGUCACAUCGCAAAAGCAGAGGGUGACACAAGGUUUUUGGUUCGAGUCUCGUACUUGGAGAUAUAUAAUGAAGAAGUUCGCGACCUUUUGGGCAAGGAUCAGACACAGAGGCUGGAAGUUAAAGAAAGGCCUGAUGUGGGAGUAUAUAUCAAAGAUUUAUCAGCUUAUGUAGUCAAUAAUGCUGACGAUAUGGAUAGAAUCAUGACUCUAGGCCACAAAAAUCGUUCUGUUGGUGCGACUAAUAUGAAUGAGCAUAGUUCCCGCUCCCACGCCAUCUUUACAAUUACUAUAGAAUGCAGCGAGAAAGGUGUUGACGGAAACAUGCAUGUCAGGAUGGGGAAACUCCACCUUGUGGAUCUUGCUGGGUCAGAAAGACAAGCAAAAACAGGAGCCACGGGACAGCGCCUCAAGGAAGCUACAAAAAUCAACCUUUCACUGUCUACCCUGGGCAAUGUCAUUUCUGCCUUGGUGGAUGGAAAAAGCACUCAUGUGCCGUAUCGGAACUCUAAACUGACACGUCUUCUGCAGGAUUCCUUAGGAGGGAACUCAAAAACCAUGAUGUGUGCAAAUAUCGGGCCAGCAGAUUAUAAUUAUGAUGAAACCAUCAGUACCUUGCGGUAUGCUAACCGCGCCAAGAACAUUAAAAACAAAGCCAGAAUAAACGAAGAUCCAAAGGAUGCUUUGCUUCGCCAGUUUCAGAAAGAAAUAGAAGAGCUAAGGAAAAAGCUUGAGGAAGGGGAAGAAGUGUCAGGUUCUGACAUCAGUGGGUCAGAGGAGGAUGACAACGAGGAGGGUGAACUUGGAGAAGAUGGAGAAAAGAAAAAAAAGAGAAGGGGCAGUAGCAGCAGCAGUAGCUCAGACUCCACAUGUUCUGUCAUAGAGAAGCCUCUGGAUGAGUUCUUGCCUCGUAAAAAGAAAGUUUCCCCAGAUAAGAUGGUGGAAAUGCAAGCGAAAAUUGAUGAGGAGAAAAAAGCACUGGAAACAAAACUUGACAUGGAAGAAGAAGAAAGAAACAAAGCUAGAGCUGAACUCGAGAGACGGGAGAAAGACCUUCUGAAAGCCCAACAGGAACAUCGGUCUUUGCUGGAAAAGCUGUCUGCUUUGGAGAAGAAGGUGAUUAUCGGUGGUGUGGACUUGCUGGCCAAAGCUGAAGAGCAAGAGAAGCUUCUUGAGGAGUCUAAUAUGGAGCUGGAGGAGAGGAGGAAAAGAGCUGAGCAGCUUCGGAAAGAACUUGAGGAAAAAGAGCAAGAACGCUUGGACAUUGAGGAAAAAUAUACCAGUCUGCAAGAGGAGGCACAGGGAAAGACCAAGAAAUUAAAGAAAGUAUGGACCAUGCUGAUGGCUGCAAAAUCAGAGAUGGCCGAUCUCCAGCAAGAGCAUCAAAGGGAAAUUGAAGGCCUUCUUGAGAACAUUCGGCAGCUCAGCCGAGAGCUUCGGCUUCAGAUGCUCAUUAUUGAUAACUUCAUACCUCAGGAUUACCAGGAAAUGAUCGAGAACUAUGUCCAUUGGAAUGAAGACAUAGGGGAAUGGCAGCUUAAAUGUGUGGCCUACACAGGAAAUAACAUGAGGAAACAAACUCCAGUACCUGACAAGAAGGAGAGAGAUCCCUUUGAAGUAGACCUUUCCCAUGUGUACCUCGCCUAUACAGAGGAGAGUCUGCGCCAGUCUCUGAUGAAGUUAGAAAGGCCGAGGACCUCCAAAGGGAAAGCAAGACCAAAGACAGGGAGAAGCGAGCGUGCCAUGCGAUGCUUCAUGAGAGGCAUGCAGCUCACUGUGCUGGACAGCAACGGGAAGGCACAGACAGUCCUCCUGUAGGCUCUGCAUCUGCACUGGGAAGUGUGACUUCAGAUACUUUGUGUCCUGCUUCUCUGAGGCCACCUGUGCCAUUAGCCUCCUCCGAGGAGGUAACCAAGGGGCACCCGUGAUUGGCUUAGCUGCCUCCUGUCAGCCCCUGGUCUGACCAGCUCCUCACCACUCUGGAAUACUAUGCUGUGGCAACAUGUUCUUGUGCUUGCUUUUGGUGACCUACUCUGAAAAAAAAAUUGGGUAGCAAUCAAACUUAGCCGUGGCCA